GACAAAUCUCAAACUAAUGAAGCAAUGACGUCAUCACCACGCAUCAUCGCGCAGCAACACCCAGCACCAAAACUCAAUCACGUGGCCAGCAGCCAUCAAAGGCGAUCAAGCCCUGCUGCGCCCCCUCGCUUGCUGCACCCGAGCCUACGCCCUACUGCACCUGAGCCUGCGCCUUGCUACACUUGGGUUGCACCCUGCUGCACCCGAGGCUGCGCCUUGCUGCACCUGGGGCUGCACCCUGCUGCGCCUCCUGCACUCUGCGCCCCCAAUCCUACGCCUCUACACUCCUGCAUCUACAGCCCAUACCAGACAAAAUCGACAUCAUCUUCGUCCUCUACUUUUGCUGCAAAGAUCAGUGAUUGAUGGAAGAAGUUUUUAUUUUAUUUUUUUAUUUGGGUAUAUAUAUAGGAAAAAAUCAGAUCAAAGAGGGGGUCUUUGGUUGAUUUUCGAGUUUGAUUUGGGAGUCUCCGUCUGGUUUUUGAGAGUAGUAGAGCGAGACUUU
Messenger RNA from Rubroshorea leprosula, 502 nucleotides. The record is from the annotation of a GenBank genome assembly. Lineage: Eukaryota; Viridiplantae; Streptophyta; Magnoliopsida; Malvales; Dipterocarpaceae.